Messenger RNA from Eimeria maxima, 2154 nucleotides. RefSeq lists its product as hypothetical. The transcript is spliced from 2 exons. Gene Ontology annotation, molecular function: ATP hydrolysis activity; ATP binding. The record is from RefSeq and is a predicted model, not a curated record. Lineage: Eukaryota; Apicomplexa; Conoidasida; Eucoccidiorida; Eimeriidae. Bases 1 to 2154 code for a protein of 717 amino acids.
AUGAGCCCCCAUGAGUUAUUUGCUGCAACACAUCCAGCAGCAACAGCAUCUGCAAAUCGAUAUGCUGCUGCAGCAAAAGCAGCAGCAGCAACAGCAGCAGCAGCAGCAACAGCAACAGCUGGGGACGAAGCCGAUGUAGCGGCAGCAGCUUCUCAUGUGCUGCAUUUGCUGCAGCAGCUGCAGCAGCUGCAGCAGCAAAAUGCAGCACCAUCUGCUGUGUUUUCCUCUGGUGGCAGCAGCAGCAACAGCAACAGCAGCAGCAGCAGCAGCAGCACGCAUGCAGCUGCAGUGUAUGAGCAACUGAGCCAAACCGUUAACGCAAUCGCCAAGAGGGCACCAAGAAUAGCAGCAGCAACUGCAGCAGCAACUGCAGCAGCAGCAGCAGCAAUAGCAGCAAGACCCAUUGAGGCAGCAGCAGGCUGCGGCAUCGAGCUGCAGGUCUACCUUCCGCUCAGCAUCAGCAGCAGCAGCAACAACAGCAGCAGCAACAGCAGCAGCAGCAGCAGCAGCAGCUCAUGUGUGUUGCACUAUAUCCAAUAUCAGGUUGACCAGCUGCUGCUGCGCUGCGAUGCUGCUGCUGUUGGUGCUGCUGCUGCAGCAGGGAAGCCUGCAAGCAAGGCGAGGACUGCAGCAGCAGCAGCAGCAGCAGCAGCACGAACAGCAGCAGGAGAGCAGCAGCUCUCCCUUGGUGCUCAUGCGUUGCUGUUGAGUAUCAUUGAGAAGGUGCUGCUUCCUUUCAAAGAUGCAUGCGAGCAGCAGCAGCAGCAGCAACAGCAGCAGCAGGAACAGCAGCAGCAACAGCAACAGCAGCAACAGCAACAGCAGCAACAGCAGCAGCAGGUGUUGGUGCUGCGGCUUGCUGGUGUUGCAGGCUUGUCGCUGCAGCAUUGGCAGCAACUGCAGCAGGUGCUGUUGAAGGUCCUAGGAGGGUUGCUGCAGGUGGCAGCAGCAGCAGCAGCUGCUGCUGCUGCAGCAACAGCAGCAGCAGCAACGGGUGCUGCACAGCAGUAUGGGCGAGCGCCAAUUGUUGCCAUUGAGCUGCACUGGGCAGAUGCAGCAGCAGCAGCAGCACCAGCUGCAGCUGCAGCAGCAGCAGCAGCAACAGAGCAUGAGCAGGUGCUUGAUAAUGUCCGCGAGUUUGUACGCCUGCAGCACAAGCAGCAGCAACUGCAGCAGCAGCAGCAGCAGCAGGGUCGGGUGUAUGUGUACUGCACUGCUACUGUUGUAGAGAACUCGGAAGAAGCAGAGCAGCAGCAGCAGGAGCAGCAACUGCAGCAGCAGCAGCAGCAGCAGCAGCGAUAUGCGUAUCAAUUUCUUCUCCCGCUACUGCAGCAGCAGCAGCAGCAGCAGAAGCAGCAGCAGCAGCAGGAUGAGGAUAAGGAAUUUUGGCGAAUUAGUCCACAGCAGCUGCUGCAGCAUGUAGUGUGCAACGAUGCAGCAGCAGCAGCAGCAGGACUGCGGCUGCUGGUGCUGCCUGUUGCUGCUGCUGCUUCUCCUUAUGUUGGGGCCUCGGAGCAGCGGCUGCGGCAGCUGUUUGCUGCUGCUGCUGCUGCUGCUCCCUGUGUGCUGCUGCUGGUGGGUAUUGAACGAGCAGCAGCAAACAGAGCAACGCUGUCUCCUAUCGCGCCCAUGCAGCAGAAGCAGCAGCCGCAGCAGCAGCCCGGCAGCAGCAGCAGCAGCAGCAGCCCGAAGCAACAGGCAGAUGACACAGAAGCCGCUACGCCUACAGCGUACUACAGCAGCAGCAGCGGCAGCAGCAGCAGCAACAGCCAGCGGCGAAUGCUUGCGGCGCUGCUGCUAGCCCUUGACUCCCUUGAGGACAAGCGGCGUUUGCUGCUGCAGCAGCUGCGGCAGCAGCAGAUGCAGCAGCAGCUGCUGCAGGGAGACACUAUAGGAACAAACAGCAGUAGCAAGAAACAGCAGCAGCAGCAGCAGCAGCAGCAGCAGCAGCAAGCAGUAAUACUACCCCGUCUAGGCAGCAAAGAGGAUCCAUCCACUGUGCUGCAGGGGCUAAACCCCACAGCAGCAGCAACAGCAGCAGCAGCAGCAGCAGCAGGUGUUGCUGUUGUUGCUACAACACAUUUGCUGCCUGAGCAAUUAGAUGCUGCUGCUGUACGUGCAGGUAGACUAGACAGUUGGCUGCAGUGGGGCUAA